This is a messenger RNA of Aspergillus pseudotamarii, 2159 nucleotides long. Its product is annotated as Zn(II)2Cys6 transcription factor. The transcript has 5 exons. The coding region runs from base 189 to 2159 and encodes 656 amino acids. Lineage: Eukaryota; Fungi; Ascomycota; Eurotiomycetes; Eurotiales; Aspergillaceae. Gene Ontology annotation, cellular component: nucleus. Gene Ontology annotation, biological process: positive regulation of transcription by RNA polymerase II. Gene Ontology annotation, molecular function: zinc ion binding; DNA-binding transcription factor activity, RNA polymerase II-specific; transcription cis-regulatory region binding. The record is from RefSeq and is a predicted model, not a curated record.
CCCCGCCCUACGGCUCUUGCAAGCCUUAAUAGUUGACCCGUCGCUCUCUCCUUCCUUGUGUCAAUCGCUCUGCACAUACUGGUGAACCUCCUCGUGUAUCGCCUCAACUGAUCUCCCUUCCACGCUUAGUGUUGCCUCUCCAAUUGCUCGUUCUUCGCGGCGAUCUUGAACGAGCCGGAGGGCCCAUAAUGUCCACGGGCCGCCUCGGCGAUACGAAGGUCAGAAAGCACACCAAGACAUUCACAGGCUGUUGGACAUGCCGUGCUCGGAGAAUCAGAUGUGACGAGACCAAGCCCCAAUGUCUUCAGUGUUUCCACAAAGGCUGCAAGUGCGAAGGCUAUGGGGUAAGGCUCCAAUGGGUUCGUAACGAUGCCGACGAACAGGACGGACCCUACCCUUCUGCAGCACGCAGUAAUAUUGUCCCAGACUCUAGGAGAGUUGUUUUCCCGUCCAGUCACAUCGACGAGAUUCUCCAUACUUUGGACCUGCUGGCUUACGACGGUACAGCUAACCCUCGUGAGGAAGUCUCCCAUUUUAUUGAUUGUUUUGGCGUCCUUGGAACAGCUGGGCGCCACAGGAAUAGUACAUCCAUUUCAUCCCAGACGACGGCUGUUUCGCACCCGGUUCAAUUGGAGUCGCUACCCUCAUGGAGCCCUCUCGGUCUGGCUGCCGUUCUAGGGGGGCAGCAGGAUCGUCGUCUGGAAUCGGUAUCGGCGGAGAUCUCUGGGGAUAUGCCCACCCCUCCUUUGCACGAUAGCUAUGAGUCACAGACUCUCCUUGCGCCCUCCCAGGGCUUGCCUCCAACCCCGUUCCUCGUACGACCCACUUCGUCGCACCUCUCUUCUGAUGAAAAUUUCCUCAUGUAUCACUAUUCCCACCGGGUUCUGUACCUCUUUUGUGUCAUCGACCACGAGAAAAGCCCAUGGAAGAUCGUUCACCUACCGAUAGCUCUUCAGGCCAUGGGCGAAUUAAGUAUGCAAGGUUCAACUUCCAUGAUUCGUGAAGCUCUCCUGUGUACGUUACUGGCCAUUAGCUCAUUUCUUCUGUCCAAUGAUGGCCAGUCGCAUGUGCGGACAGAUGAUGCUCUAAGUUGGCGAGCAGCUGCAAGCAAAUACCGCUGCAAAGCAAUCAACCUGCUCAGGAAUGCUGUCGAAUGCUAUUUCUACGCCAAGUCUCCCCCAAGAUACAAGGAGUUCUUAGCGACUACACUAUCUAUGAUCACCAUGGACGUCAUAUCUGGUGAUACUGAUACUUGUGGUAUUCAUCUAAAUGGGUGUUUUCGCCUAAUCACCCAGGCGCAGAAAUGGAAACGUAAGUACUCGACCAAGGCUCAGACACUUCAUCGAAUAUAUUUCUACUUGCGCACAAUUUAUGAAAGCACGGCCCCUCGGUCUAGUCGGCGCACUCAAGAUCUUCCAUUCGCAGCGGAUACGCCCGGAGACGGGUCGCCUGAUAUAUUUUGCCGCGAUCUUCUUGGCGCUCAGAUGUCUGGCUUCCCAGCAGGCAUAGAUAUGGAUCUUGAAACGCGAAUGUCCAGCUGCGAGAGGAUCUAUGGAAUUCCUCAUGGUUUGCUCAUCCUUUUGAUCGAAGUCAUCGAAUUAACCGACAAGUUGGACGAGGUACGUGAUGCGGAUUCGGUCACUCAGGUUUCGGACUCUUUGAUGGAAGAAUGCGAUCAACUGGGAAAAGCCAUAAUAGACUGGCCUGCAGUAGUGGGCCUCGAAGGAUGCACCAAAAUAAAUACAUCGGUCAGCGCCAAAAUUGUACAUCAGCACACCUUGGCAUUCCACAACGCUCUCAUCAUCUAUUUCGCGCAGAACAUCCGACAGGUUGGCCAUCACUUCCUCCUGCCCUAUGUCAACCAGGUAUUAAACAGUAUGGAGACGGUUGAGAGUCUGAAAGUUGGAACACAAGAAGCGUUAGCGGCACCACUCUUCUGGCCUGUCUUCAUUGCUGCCAGCGCUACUUUUGACGUGGCAAUGCAGGACCGAUUUCGCAGCUGGUACUCUCAUGUAAAAGUCUACCGGAUUGAAGGCUUUAGGACGGGACUUCAUGUUCUGGAAGAUCUUUGGAAGACUGGCCCCUCCCACCAACAGCAACAGAAAUGUCAUUGGCGUCAAGUGCUUGAAAAAACAGGGGUCCGUUUGAUGUUGAGUUGA